AGCAGUUAUUAGUCUCCCUCUUCUUUCGCUCCCUUCUCAUAAACCCUAGAAUCUGCAAUCCGCAGCCACCUUCUUUUCCGUCAACAGAUUUAAAUCGGAGGCUAAUUCAUCUCAAAAUUGAGAAUCCCAUCGCAAGAAAUUCGAGGGAAGUUUCUUCUCGGACGAAGAACGGGGAUGAUUUGAUCAAUUCGCGGCAGGAAUAAGCGGAAGCAGAUGCCUUCAGUGGGAAUGAGAAGAAGCACAAGGGUGUUUGGGACACGAGUUCUGCGUUCAGGGAGGAGGCUGUGGACGGAGCCUCAUGAGGGUGGGAAAAACGUGAGGGCAGUUCACGGGGAGAAUAAGUUCCCGGAGCUCCUAGACCACUCUGCUGAUGGUGGUGGCCGUCACAGGGAGCUGUGGCUGGAAGAUGAAACGGGCGCCUUACUUGAGGUGAGUGCAGAGCUUAAAAUACAAGAGCGUGAAACGGAUGGUAUGGAGAGGAAAAAUGUGGACGGGAGGUUUGGGAUUGUGUACCAGAGAAAGAGAAAGAGAAAGAGAGCAGAGUUGGCAACUGCUGAAAUUGUAGAAGAUGGCCGGUUUGCAAAGAAGUAUGCGAGGAAACAAUGGAGGAAACGGCGUAGAGUUUCUGAAUCCUACGGUGAUUUUGGAGGCUUAUGCUAUUCUCAUUGGACUCGGGGACUUUCUAUUGUUGUGAACGAAUCUUCUUAUGAUUGUUAUCACUGGGUUACUUGCUUCUUGGCCACUCUGCUCAGCUACAUGACUAGGGUCAGAAUCGGAAUGAGGCAGUUGUCCUUGUUUAUGUUGUCAAGACCAAUGUGCGAUGCCUAUUCCUCAAGAAUGCUUUUUCUCCAGGAUCCUGUUCCUGAUGGGAAACCCUGUGUCUGUAUAGUUACUGGAUGGAGAUCUACGAUGCCAUUGUUUUCUAUUAAUAUUUUUGCAAGCCCACCUUUCUUUAUGCAUAUACAAACAAGUAUGUUUCUUAGAUCUGUGGGAUUAAAUUGCUUGCUAGACCGACAAUGUGUGGGUGACGAGGAAGUGAUAGAUUUGGCCGAUGAUGAUGAACAACCCUCGGUUCAACUUCUGAGAGAUGACCACGAAUGUGCUCAUGAAGCAUCUGAAAUGUUGAUGGGAAGUGAAAUAUCUCACCCUACCGUGGCAGCAUCUGAUAAUGAUACUCCGGGAGGGAAACUGUUGGUGCAGUCUCCUGUAGGAUUUCCUAAAUCCGGUCUUCGAAAUUUGCAGUUGAGAAACAGCCGUAGUAUCCAGAAAAGGCGGAGUUCUCUGAGGCGUAAGAGAGGUAGACCGCCAUCUGCUUUUCGAUCUCAGAAGGGUAAGGGUGCUUUAGCUUCAGAGCUUUUCAGGAUUAGACAUGACAGCUCCCAAUUCCCUGCCGCAUCUCCCAGUCGUCUACACAGAAGCCCCGAUACGAGGAGAUCGGCAACAAACACCAGAGAGCUGAAAUCUGCUACUAGGGCAGCAACACAGGAUAUUUGUGCCUCCAGCUGUUCAGCAAACCUGUUAAUUACCGACACUGACAAGUGCUAUAGGGUGGAAGGUGCCACUGUUGCGCUAGAAACAUCCGCUUCUAAACAAUGGCUACUCUCUGUUACCAAGGACGGAGCGAAGCAGUGCAGUCUGGUUGCACAGAAGGCUAUGAGGCCGUCUUCUUCUAACCGCUUCACGCAUGCUGUAUUAUGGGCUGGUGAUAGUAGUUUCAAGCUCGAGUUUCCUGAUAAACAAGAUUGGUUGGUUUUCAAGGAACUAUACAAGGAAUGCUCUGACCGGAACAUGCAGUCUGCUGCAGCCACUACCGCUAUUCCCAUACCUGGGGUGCAAGAAGUAGCCGUUUCCAAUGAUCCGUAUGUCCCUUUUGUGAGGCCAGAGUCGUACAUUACUUUCAAAAAUGAUGAGCUAAUCAGGGCUUUGAUGAAGAAUACUGCCAACUAUGACAUGGACUCCGAGGAUGAGGAAUGGCUGGGAAAACUCAAAAGCGAGUUUUACGGGGGAAAUGAAGGGCAAGAAUUUAUCACCUCUGAGAAUUUUGAAUUGGUGAUUGAUGCUCUGGAAAAAUAUAUCCACUCCAAUCCAGACGAGCAUGUAGACGAGCAGGCAGCCUAUGAAUUCUGUAUGCAUCUGGAAAGAAAGGAAGUCAUCGAGGCUAUCUAUAAGUACUGGACUAGAAAGAGGAAGCAGAAACGAUCGGCUUUAGUAAGGGUUUUCCAGCUCUACCAGCCUAGAAGAAAUCAACUAAUCCCGAAAUCUGUUUUAAGGAAGAAACGAUCAUUUAAACGGCAAGCAAGCCAGGGUGGGAGAGGCAAACAACGGCCUAUAUUGAAAGCAAUAGCAGCUGAACAAGAUGCUUUGCAGCAGAAAAACAAUGUACAUAAGUUGCAAGAAGCAAAAGUUGCUGCAAACAAAUACGAGGAUCUGGCUAGUCAGAAGCGCCAACGAGCCCAGAUGCUCAUGGAGAACGCCGACUUAGCUACCUACAAGGCAAUGAUGGCUCUCAGGAUUGCUGAGGCAGCUGAAGCUGAUGAAACCCCAGAGAGAGCUGUACCGUUAUUCCUUGAUUGGAACGAUGGCCAAUAAUUUGAGCAACGGGAGGGCUAUGACUGCGGCCUCUCGUGCUGGCUGAUUCAGGGCAAGAAGUAUUGUAAUUUUGUAUAGAUUCUGAGUGAAUGUAGAUUAGUAUGAUUAUAACCUGACACCGGGAUCUUCUUACGAGGCUUUUGUUGAGGGCAAGAUUCGGGAUGUGGGAAGAAUAUAGAAAAAAAAGUGGAAAAUAUUUGAUGAUAAAUGGCCUGUGUGUGUGUUAGUGGUGUUUUUGACCAUGGCACACAUCCAACAGUUGGCGAUCUCUGUAUUAAGUUUUGUAUAGUUUUCUAUUUCAUAUGCUAUUUUAGGAUCCUUUACAUGUUUUGGGCUAUAAAAUCUGCAAUUUUUGUUUGCAA
Messenger RNA from Salvia hispanica, 2951 nucleotides. Its product is annotated as Enhancer of polycomb-like transcription factor protein. Gene Ontology annotation, cellular component: NuA4 histone acetyltransferase complex. Gene Ontology annotation, biological process: regulation of transcription by RNA polymerase II. The record is from RefSeq and is a predicted model, not a curated record. NCBI's taxonomy places the organism in Eukaryota, Viridiplantae, Streptophyta, Magnoliopsida, Lamiales, Lamiaceae.